GGUUCUGUUAUCUGAGACCAUCCACUCUCUAGGACUGUGUGCCCUCGUCUUCUUGAUCCUACCCAUGUAUGACGUCAUAUCUGGAGUGCUUCUCCUGAGUGCCACAAACAUUCUGCCCUCCCUUCUUCUGACUACAUGUUCUGGACACAUGUACGGGGAUUCCAAAGUAAUGGCUGUGUUGAAGAAAGGUUUGGAUGUCUUUGCGCUCAUUUGCCAAACUUCAGUAGUCCUGUUAAUCCUACCAUCGAUAGACUCAACACAGCGCCUGGCAAAUACAACAGACAAAGUUGUCUUCGUGACUGUUUUUUUUCUCUCACUUCCAUAAAAUGUUGGGAGACAUUUGUAGACGGUCAUAUUGCCGAUCUCAAUACCCAGGGUUUGCCAGAGAAGGGCAAUUACAAUAACCGCUUCAUGAACAAAAUACUGAAGAUCCGCUUUGAACUGCAAGAAGGAAGAUGCACGGUGGCGAUGGUGGCAGGAGUAUGGAAAGUCAUGAUCACUGUUGCAGCAGUUUACUUGAUGAUGUAUUUGAAGGGAGUUGAUCUCAAGAACAGUUACAAGGCACUAUUCGUUUUUACGGAACUACACGAAGACAUUCCCACAUUGUCUGCCCUGUUAGCUGUAACUAUUGGUGGCUUCGUAGCCUACCUUACAGCAUACACAGCCUGUAAGUUACAGAUGCAGAUAAUGUCCUUCUCUGUACCUAUCGUUUUAUCCAUCCUCGUUACACUAGGGAUUUUGGCUGGUGACUGCCAUUACGAUGACACUGGUUUUAUCCAACACAUAUGCCAAUACACAGAAAAGUGUGACACAUCACAGUACGUGUACUAUCUGGGGAUAUCAUGGUCUGUGUCACUGCUAUGGAUCUCACGGCACAUCUGGUUUCCAAGGCAACGUCGUCUGCAGGACUAUGAAAGACUGUUCAUCAACCCAUUUUAUUGUGGGAUUCUGACUUGUGAAAACCUUGUCCUGAACCGUCGUCGUCACAAUGAAAGUGUCACAUAUAUCUGUGAUGACCAACAAGAACACUUCUUCAUAGUCAAGCCCGGAAGUGCCAAGCAACAUUCAAGCUCUUCAACCCAACAGCAUGCCGAGAUUCCCUGCAUCUACGCAUGCGCAACUAUGUGGCACGAGACCAAGACGGAAAUGACUCAGCUAUUGAAAUCUUUGUUCAGGCUGGACAGAGAUCAGGCCUUGAGAGAACAAUGUGCAGUCCUUCGUAACAUGGUGGGCGAGAGAGACAGGUUCAACUAUCAGGCUCAUAUAUUUUUUGAUGAUUCUCUGGAAAUAAACGACGAUGACAAAUGGCAGGCUAAUGUGUUUGUAAGAACGUUAGUCAAGAUCAUGAAGGAGGCGUGCAGCUCUGUUCACCGGAGGUACCAUCUGCACGAUCCCUACAAAGUCAUCACUCCGUACGGGGCCCAGCUCAUCUGGGAGAUGCCAGGAGGGAAUCUCUUAUAUGUGCACCUGAAAGAUAAAAACAAGAUCCGACAUAGGAAGAGAUGGUCACAGGUGAUGUACAUGUACUUCUUACUGGGGUAUCAAAUCCUGAAAGAUUCUGCUCAAGACAUCGCUAAACAAAUCAACAAAGACACACCAAUGGACAAAAAGCACAUCAGCGAAAUGAUUGACCUGGACACUCAAAGAAAGAGCAAUAAUACGUUUAUUCUGACACUUGAUGGCGACGUAGAUUUCUGUCCUGGGGCGGUCAGAUCCCUGCUGGAAAAAAUGUCAAAUGAUAAUGUUGGUGCGGUCACUGGCAGAAUUCAUCCCAUUGGUUCAGGGCCUCUUGUGUGGUACCAGAAGUUUGAAUAUGCUAUAGGCCACUGGCUACAGAAAUCUACUGAGCAAGUGCUGGGGUGCGUCCUCUGUAUUCCUGGGUGCUUCUCCCUCCUCAGAGCCUCGGCGUUAAUGGAUGACAACAUUAUGAGGACAUACACAACACUGCCAACCAAACCUGGACACUUCCUUCAAUAUGACCAAGGUGAAGAUCGAUGGUUGAGCACACUGCUGCUUAAGCAGGGAUAUCGACUAGACUAUGCUGCUGCCGCUGCCGCCUACACGUAUGCCCCAGAAGGAUUCAAUGAGUUCUUUAACCAGAGAAGACGCUGGAUUCCUUCCAUCCUCGCCAAUAUUAUAGACCUGUUAUCGUCAUCUGAAGCCAUUGUAGCUAGCAACUCCAACGUCAGUUACUUGUACAUUAUAUACCAGACAGCGAUGAUGGCGGGCACCAUCUUAGCACCUGGCUCUGUCAUCUUGAUGAUUGCCGGUGCCAUUGAAGCAGUCUUCGCCCCCGGAUUGAUAUAUGCUUAUCUGAUAUCUUUGCUAAUUCCAACCAUCUUUACAAUCACUUGCUUUACUGCCUCUACAAAGAUUCAGCUAAAUCUUGCGACACUAUUUAGUGUUAUUUAUGCCUUCAUAAUGAUGGUUGUCAUUGCUCGAACCAUUAUGAUUGCCUUUGAGCAAAGUGCUCUUCAUCUGAGGGUGCUGUUUACCAUCAUUCUUCCUGUUUUGUAUAUCAUGUCUGGGCUGCUCCAUUGGAAAGAAAAAGGUUGUUUACCUCAUGGACUUUUGUACUUUCUGUGUAUUCCAUCAACAUACAUUUUACUGUUAAUAUAUUCACUUUGCAAUCUGAACAUCGUAUCCUGGGGCACUCGCGAGAUUCCAGACAGGAAAACAAAGCAGCAGCUGAAGGCUGAAAGGGAAGCUGCACAGAGCGAGAAGAAGGUAGAUGGUUUGUUUGCACGUCUUUUCUUCAGUUCCACCUCCAUCCAAGAACUCAAACAACUGUUACAGGAGCUAAAACUUAAGUUAUCGUCAUCAAGCAAAGACAGGCAGGAUGCUGUGGCACUUCCGACACAAAUGUAUCGCAAUGUGCCGAAACAGUUAGACCAGUUAGCAGGAAAAGAGCCCCAAAGUCAGUCUUCUUGUGAAAGUGUUGCUACUAGAAGUAUAAAUGUGUCUGCGGAAGAGCCGCUGCCAGCAGAAGAUGAAACAGAAAAUGAAUUUUACAGAGAAAACCAUUGGGCUCAUGAUCCUGCACUUGGAAAUGGACCAGUUCUGACGCUAGUUGGCAAAGAAAAGAAUUUCUGGAAUGAUUUAAUUGAAAAGUAUUUAAAACCAAUAGAACAGGAUCCUCUGAAAGAAAACCAAAACAAAACUGAAUUAAUCGAGCUGAGAAAUGUCGUCUGCUUCAUGAUAGUAAUGAUGAAUGCUCUCUGGAUGGCCAUCAACCUCAUGUUCCAGCUACUCAACGCUGCAGCUUUUAGAAUUGAGUACAGACUAAGCGGGCACGUUGUUCAGCUAAACACUGACAUCCUUGGACUUCUCUUCACCAGCUUCCUAGCUUUACUUACCAUAAUCCAGUCCUGUGGGAUGCUGUUCUAUCGCUGGGAAACGUUCCUUCAUCUGAUAUCAAUGGCUUCCCUGAAGGCCUCAAAUGAAGAGCAAAGUUACCAACUAAUAGAGAAAUUGGCAGAAACAACAGAACUUAAUUCUGCUUGUGAAGAAGAUAAGGAACACAUUUACAACAGACUGAGAGAUAUUGUUACAGGUGGUAUGACUGCCGGAACAUUGGCCAACAGAAGAAGACUCAAAUUAUCUGCCACUGCCACACGUUGAUCUUGCAUCGACGGUUUUUGGAGAUUUAGGAACACCCCAGUGCACACGAUCCCGGACAUAGACUGCUGGACAGAAUGUAUAUAGCUGCAUUGAUAAAGCAAGGUACCGGUAUUUCUGGUGCUUGUGUUGCUGAUGAUGAAGAUGUUAAAAACGUAUAUACAUCCUGAUUUAGCACAACGAGCAGAGCGUUAGCUGAAACGAAACAUAUUUGGAGCUCCCUUCAAGACCGAGAGCAGAUACCAGAGUGCAUAUGUCUUAGUCAUAAUAAAUGGUACUUGGACAACAUUGUACAAUGUAUAUAGAUUCUAAUGGAAGGACAUUGUGAUUUUUAGCAUCCAUGUGAGGGAUGAGAUUUCCGUUUGAAAUCAAACAUGUUCUAUGGGAUUGAGUUGCUAAGAAACAAUCACCAACAGCAGGUGUACGAUGUGGACAAGCAUUGUCGUCCAUAGCGACUGGCAUUGUGUUCAGAGGAUGAUCAUCAAAUGUGGUACAACCAUCCUGUAAAGGAUGCCAGUGAUGUACCGUUUUCUGUUCAGAUGUUCGUUUGGGUCGUAAGAAGGUCAGGUUUACACUCAUGUGACAAGCACCCCCACAUCACAAUUAAUGAACACCUACUAAACAGUACCUGCGCCAUGAUAUUCCGUUGUGCAUAUGCAGUGUUUGUGAGGCGACAAACACGAGCUCAGCCAUCAGUCUUGAACAAAAUAAAUCGACUUUAGUCUGACCAGGCGACCAGGCGAACCUUUCCCUAUGACGUCACAUUUAACAUUUAAAUAAAUUUAAAUUGUUAAAUGCUAAAGCGCAGCGUACCUUUAACCAGAAUAAACAAGAGAUUUGGAAGUGUUGGAACAAUUAG
Haliotis rubra (blacklip abalone) is the source of this 4477-nucleotide messenger RNA. RefSeq names its product chitin synthase chs-2-like. The coding region runs from base 469 to 3621 and encodes 1050 amino acids. Gene Ontology annotation, cellular component: cell septum; cell periphery. The transcript has 9 exons. NCBI's taxonomy places the organism in Eukaryota, Metazoa, Mollusca, Gastropoda, Lepetellida, Haliotidae. The record is from RefSeq and is a predicted model, not a curated record. Gene Ontology annotation, molecular function: chitin synthase activity.